Metopolophium dirhodum (rose-grain aphid) is the source of this 681-nucleotide messenger RNA. RefSeq lists its product as uncharacterized. The record is from RefSeq and is a predicted model, not a curated record. NCBI's taxonomy places the organism in Eukaryota, Metazoa, Arthropoda, Insecta, Hemiptera, Aphididae. The transcript is spliced from 4 exons. Bases 1 to 681 code for a protein of 226 amino acids.
AUGGAUGUACCAAUAGGUAUAAAUCCGGUCAAAAUAUUCAUUUUUUUCGUGGAGUAUUUACUCAACCUCACAGAUAUCAAGGGAGUACCAAUUUAUCUGACUCCACGCAAAACCUUUAUUAUUGGGCUUGCAAUAGCAAUUAAAGCAAUGUUCAGCUUAGCAGAUGAAAUUUUUCAAAUUACCCAGUAUAAAUACAUUUUAACUUACAAAUUUUCACAAGACCAUCUGGAAAUGUUUUUUUCAAAAAUCAGACAACGUUUUGGAAAUAAUAACAAUCCAAAUGCCCUUGAAUUAAAAACUGCUAUGAAACAAAUCCUGCUGAAGAACUCCAUAACAUCAUCAUAUGCUGCUAAUUGUAUAGCUUUGGACAACACAGGCACAGAAAGCGUGUUUGAAAUACGUUGGGCAAAGAAAAAAGUUGAAAGUUUGGAAGAAGAGGAAGAAAUACAAGAUUUAUUCCCCAGUAUGAACAAUACAUUUGAUAUUGUUAAAGACAACAUUUUGUAUUAUAUUUCUGGGUUUAUUGUUAGAUGUUUGUUGAAAAAAGUUGAUUGUCAAACAUGUGCUAAUAGUAUGUUGGAAACAUUAUCUGAACACAAUUAUAACCAUAAAUAUUCUCACUCUAUAUUAGUUAAUGUCAAAAAUAGAGGAGGGUUGAUUAAAAGUUCAAUUAAUGUCUAA